Molecule: messenger RNA, 1244 nt
Organism: Pyrenophora tritici-repentis Pt-1C-BFP
Lineage: Eukaryota; Fungi; Ascomycota; Dothideomycetes; Pleosporales; Pleosporaceae
Source: RefSeq, a predicted model, not a curated record
AUGCGUACACCGGACUCUACAUACAGUGGCUUCUUGUCCCUGCCAACCGAAAUACGAUGUCAUGUCUACGAUUAUCUACUCUCCGAACCACAGACCGUCACUGUUAGUGCUGGAUACUUGACAUGCUUUGGCAAUCGUAUACUGGACACGGCACGGAAAAGCGAAAUCCCUGGUCUUCCCACCAGUCUCACCCCCAUGGCCCGCCGCUGCCACGACGAAUCCCUCCUCGCCGUCGCGACGCCUCCGACUAUUCCGAUUGAUCAUGGGCGUGAAAACGUGGACGACGAUGCGGGCGAGAAGCUCGGUUUCCCAGCUUCGGUUGCGUUGCUGCUGACAUCUCAUCUGAUCAACGACGAGAUGACCGACUGUAUGCGUAGACGCAAACGGCUCGCGGAAGCCCGUUCCAAGAAAGAUGCAGAUGGUGUCAUUCAGGAUGACGCCGACGAUGAGGGAGGGCUGACACUUUACGUGUCAUACCCAUACGGUGUUUUGGUCUUGAAGAGCUUGUACCCGUACUUGUUGAAGCAGGCACGGAGAGUAUAUGUGUCUGGAUACUACACUCCUCCUGGCGAAAUCGAGCCUCUGGACACGAGCAAUGACGAAGGCUUGACACCAAAUAGUAGUCUUGCAGCGACGUCAUUCAAUACCCCGGCUUCGGGGCCCUCGCCGACUCUUGUACGCCCAUCUAGCAACUCCACAAGACGACCAGCUCGUCAAGGUCAACCCAGCAAUCCCGCACCUCGCCCUCGCCUACGUGUAUCCGACAUACGGCUCCCCAGUGAAAUUCGCCAGAUGAGCCAGAUCCGCGCUUUAUUCCCGUCAUUCUCCAGUUCCACCUCCGAACACGCGCCCGCUGCCCUUGCAGACCUCAUCUUGACCGUCUUCUCUAAAAACCCGACAACCCUCACAAAGCUCACGGCUCGCAUACUCUUCCCUGGCGAGAACACCUACGGCAGCGUCUGGGGCGACGACAACAGUCCCGUCACACAUAUACUGCGGAAUAUAAGCGGCGGCAAGAUUGACAUGAAGGUGUUACGCGGUGCUCUGGGGACUGGGCUCAGGCUAACGGCGAGGCCAAAACGUGAUACAAGGAUUGUGAGUACCAGCUGGGUGAAUUGGAAGAAAGGGCUGGUGCCAAGAGGCAGGCGAGGCAACAUGUUGGUCGAGGGGAAACUGGGUACCGAGGAUCUGGAUACUUUCCUAGUAGGAAACUGGAAUGGAGCAUAGAGGGGUCGCAUUGUUGU